Messenger RNA from Closterium sp. NIES-67, 1736 nucleotides. NCBI's taxonomy places the organism in Eukaryota, Viridiplantae, Streptophyta, Zygnematophyceae, Desmidiales, Closteriaceae. The record is from the annotation of a GenBank genome assembly.
ACACGUACUCCAUCGAGCUGCUUUCAGACCAAUUCCAGUCCUCCUAACCACCACCUUCUGCCUCCAAGCCUCUGCGAACCAACGCCCUGCUUUCAGCACUCAGCAUUCAUUCACGGGUGCUGUCUAGUCGAUCCGAUGGCGCUGCAGCGUUACCUCGGCUUGUCGCUUCUUCUCUUAGUCAUCGUCGGAGCAAACUACGCGACGGCGGUUCGCACCGGGCUAAUCGAUUUGAAGGGCAAGGAUUCGAAGCAUGGCGGAGGCCCCCCGGACGCGGGUGGACCGGGCGGAGUCGGCGAGACUGGCGGGGGGAAGGGCGGAGAAGGCGGAAAGGGCGGGAAGGACGGGAAGAAGGGACCGCCUGACGCGGGCCCGUGCCCGUUGCCCAAGCCGGAGGAUGCUCAGGCUCUCGGGAAUCUGACGGCGAUCCUUGCGGCGCGCCUGAACGGAUCCGAGGUGGUUGGGUCGACGGGCGACGUGAACGCUACCGGCCGAAUCUGCCUCGCCGUCUUCCAGCUUGACGGCGACUACAGCAUCUUCUACAGCGUCGCCGUUUCCACCUCCGACGCCGGCGAGCCGACGGCCGCCUCCAUCGGGCAGGGCGCGGCGGGAGAGGCGGGGACUACCGUCCUCGAUAUUGUCGCGACGGGAGACAGCGCCACGUGGGCGAAUCUCACCCGUUCGCCGCCUCCUCCGCCUAAGAAGGGGAAGAAGAACAAGGGCGCGCAGCCCGCCCCCCCUCCUCUGAAAUUCACUUAUGGCACAAACGGGACGUGGCUUAACGCGAGUACCCUGACCACGUCGGGCGGGCAGACUUACAAGGAGCUGGUGGAUGCGAUUAUAGCGGGGCCGGACGGCUACUAUGCGGGGUUUGCGACUUCGGCUUACGAGUUUGGGGCAGCGAGGGGACAGUUCAAGUCGGAGCCUCUUCCGCCGCCGCCUAAGGGGAAGAAGGGAGGAGAUAAGAAGGGGGGAGACAAAAAGGGCGGAGAUAAGAAGGGCGGGAAGAAGGAUGGGGAGUUUGACCCUGCCCUGGGCACUCUCGUUGGUGUGGUGGGAGCGCGCCUCAACGGCUCUAAUGCUGACCUCACUGCUGACGUCAACGCCACUGGAUGCGUCUCGCUGGCUAUCUUCCUCACCAACACGAGCGACGACUACAACAUUCUUUACAACGUCGGCGUGACUCUAACGGACGCUGGCGAGCCCACCUCCGUUACCAUCAACUCCGGUGCUGACGUCGCACUCACAGUGGACACCUCUGGCGCAACGUGGGCCAAUCACACGCUAUCAGACGCUGAGCGCGCCAAGCUGGGCGGCAAGCUGAAGCCCAAGGGAAAGAAGAAGCAGCCCCCUCCUCCUCCGCCUCCGAUGGGCUACAGAUACGAAAUUACCGGCACUUGGCUAAGCGCCAGUACUUUGACAGCGGAUAACGGGCAAACAUACAAGGAGCUGGCUGACGCCAUGCUGGCUGCUCCCGCCUCUUACUCUGCUCUCGUCAGCACUGCCGCCUUCUCCUCUGGUGCUGAAAGCGGUGUUUUUGCUAAUGUCACCAAGGGCGGUGGUGACAGAUUUGCCAAAUUGGCCAUCAAGUUGAGGGGUGAUUAGCUGGGGUGGGAUGGGGGAGGGUUGGUGAUGUAGGAGGAAGUAGCUCGCAGAUUCGAUUAGUGGGGCAAACCACUUCUGCUAUGUGUACGGGUUAGAGGACUAGAACAGGUACGCUGCUGUUGUGAUUCUGGUUA